Messenger RNA from Sabethes cyaneus, 1507 nucleotides. RefSeq names its product beta-parvin (gene parvin). The coding region runs from base 41 to 1141 and encodes 366 amino acids. Lineage: Eukaryota; Metazoa; Arthropoda; Insecta; Diptera; Culicidae. Gene Ontology annotation, molecular function: actin binding. The record is from RefSeq and is a predicted model, not a curated record. Gene Ontology annotation, biological process: cell projection assembly; substrate adhesion-dependent cell spreading; establishment or maintenance of cell polarity. Gene Ontology annotation, cellular component: cytoplasm; actin cytoskeleton; focal adhesion. The transcript is spliced from 5 exons.
GCAGCGACCAGCGACAAUCGACACCUCGAUAGAAGCAAAAAUGAGCACUCUGAAUCGCCCCAAAUCUCCGCGGACACCAAAUUCUGGCAAAAAUUUCGAUAAAGAGGAAAGUUUUUGGGAUAAAAUCGGAACUCUUGGACGGAAAAAGCGAAUCAAAGAAGUACAAGAGGUCCAGGAGGAAGGAAAAAUUGCCAUUGACUCGCCAGGAAAUCCGAAUGCGCCGAUCGUACCACCAGAGGAGUACAAUCUUGAAGACAACGAAUCCCGUUCGAUCAUUCAGCCUGCCUCGUUGCAGCAUCCGCAUGUUCGUGAGCUUCUACAAGUGUUGAUCGAUUGGAUCAAUGACGAGUUGGUGGAAGACCGUAUCAUCGUUACAGACAUCGAGGAGGAUCUGUACGAUGGUCAAGUUUUGCAAAAGCUGUUCGAGAAGCUGACGGGAGUUAAGCUGAAUGUCCCGGAGGUUACUCAAUCGGCCGAAGGCCAACGACAAAAGUUGGCUGUUGUUCUGAAUGCUGUCAAUCAUACUCUGGGCUAUCAUCAUAAUGUUCCCAAGUGGACGGUUGAAAGCAUUCACACCAAGAACACGGUGUCAAUUCUGCAUUUGUUAGUCGCUUUGGUUCGUCAUUUUCGGGCUCCGAUUCGCUUGCCGGAAAAUGUUCACGUUACGGUCGUAAUGGCACAGAAGAUCAAUGGAAAGCUAACAAGCAAAAAAUUCCAAGAGCAGAUAACGCAACAGUACGAUGACGUUGGUAUGCGUUGUGAACGAGAUGCGUUCGAUACUCUGUUUGACCAUGCACCGGAAAAAUUGGCAGUUGUCAAGAAGUCACUUAUUACUUUCGUCAACAAGCAUUUGAACAAACUGAACUUUGAGGCAGCUGACCUAAGCUCGGAUUUCAAGGAUGGGGUUUUCCUGUGCCUGUUGAUGGGAUUGUUGGGUGGAUUUUUUGUGCCACUGCAUGAGUUCCAUCUGACACCGAAGGAUACUGACCAGAUGGUACAUAACGUCGGAUUCGCUUUCGAGUUGAUGAUGGACCAGGGACUGAAGCCGAAGGCACGUCCUGAAGAUAUCGUCAAUAUGGACCUCAAGUCUACCCUUCGUGUUUUAUAUACUUUGUUCACAAAAUAUCGAAAUAUCUCUUGAGCUGGCGGUGUGACAGUCAAAAGAGAAAGUGCCUUGGCAGCUAGGAUGUCGAAUUCUAACGAUAGUAAUUGUUAACAUAGGACCCACAAUAUGACCGAUUAAAGUUAACAUACGCACACACUCACCGGUACUAGCAGAAUGACCGGUGAAAGAAGUAGCCUUAACAUUAACUAACAUUUGCUGGAAAUUCGGAACAGGCAGCCAAACUUACGGUAAGUGAUGGAAAUUCUGUUUGAAACCACUUAGUCAGAUCAGUAAAACACAUUUUAUUUACUCAUAAAUAAUCGUCUCAAGCAAUUGUGUUUUGCUAAUUUAUUUGAAGCAAUUUUACUUAAUGUAGUAUGCAAAAAUGUAAUAAAAAAAGUC